CCACCGUAUAUCGUGCUUACGUAACUCGCGUUAUUACUCUACUAUCUCCAAGCUGAUUCCAUAUUUAAAGUGGUACGUGCGUGUGUAGUUCCGCGGUAAAGUCACGUGGCCGUCAGGCCGCCAGCUAAUCAAUGGAAUAGCAUCGACCACCGCCGUCCCGACCAAGCUGGUGAAGCGGUGAUUCAGUUAUACCACAGGGGUGCACACGCUCGGUGGUGGCAACCCUUCUGUGUUAUUCACCUACAAGUACGUGGAUACAUCUGGCUCUUGGAACGUGGAAAUUCACGUCCAUAGCACCGCUUCAAUUGAUGAUGUCGCUUCUCAUACUUCUACAGCGUUUACGGGAUAUACAGUAAGGCAUGCACAAUGUUGAGUCCGACUCCGCCUGUAAUCAAUCGUCCCAGCCUGCAUCCUGGCGCAGGAUACUUCAUAGGGCCGCGGGUGCCUCAAGGGCUCGCGGCUGUGGUCGAGGGACUCACCAGAGAGGUGCUGCGUCACCGUCCCGAGGACAUAUACGUUUUCGCGGCUCAUCAUUUCGAGAAGCUGCUGAAGCUGCGGGAACAGUACCACGCCGAGAAGUAUCGCAACAUUCGCGAAUUCGAUGACGACUUUCGCGAUUUCAAUCUGUGGCCCACCAAGGAGUCCGGAGAAACCAGAGUAUCACCGACCAGCGGUUGGCCCUUGGAUAAGGAGAUCAAGGCCUUCGAGAGACGCGGCAAGGUGCCUACCGACGUGGAAGAGAGCCCGGAGGACGUAUCUACCGACAGGGAGAAGCGGAAAGCGUCGAGGCAGACAUGCACCAAGAGUUCGUCGAGCGCGAAAAGAGCCUCGAGGAGGUCCACCAAGGACAAGGACGCGGCGUCGGACUCUCGCGCAACGAAGAUCAUCUCGCAAAUGUCCGCUCUUCGCGGCUCUAGCAGGACUAUCCUGACGAAGGACAUCAAGCAGGAACUCAGGAAGAACAAACUGAACUCCGGCGAGAAGGGAAAACUGUCCGACAGUGUAGAGAAGGGGAUCCGUGGCGAGAGGCGAUCCAGGACGAAGGUGUCCAAGACGGAUAAAAACGCCGAGGAGGAGAUCGAACGUGCUGCGACGACGACCACGGGUAAGACUUCCGCACGAAGACCCUUGAAAAAAGUGCGGCGAAUCGAGACCGAGUUCGAGACCGAGACGGAGCGCGAAAUCGCGUCGAAGGAUAGACUUGGAAAUGGUUACGAGAGAACGAGCGUUAAGGGCGACAACCGAGAGGCGGCAACCGCCUGUAGCAGGAGCAGGAGAUCGGAAGCGGCAGCAUGGCCCUGCGAACAUUCCUCGGAGAGGAAAGUCUCGUCAAGGGCGCUCAGCAUGGAUCGCAUCAGGGCGUACGUGCUGCGCAAAUUCGCGAGCACGGCGAGCUUGGAGGUGCUUCGCUCGCCCACCUACGUGGAGGAGGUGCAGGAAGUGAUCGAUCGUGCGGCGCCGAUCAUCAAAGAGAAGCUCGAAGAAAUCAGGAAGCCGCGGGGUAAGCGCUCACGCUCAGUCGACUUCGCCUGGAACGAGGAAUCCUUUCGCCGCUGCGUCGCCAAAGACAGCAGGAGAUGCGGCGAUCGCGACGAAGAAGAGAAGGGUAAACGGAAGAGCUCUGGUAACGGAGCUCUAGAACAGGAGUUCAACGACGCGAGGAGGGAAGAUAAAUCGGAGAAUCAGUCGGCGAGACGGGAAGAAGUAGCCUCGAGCGCCGAGAGCGAGGAGAGACGGCCAGGAAGACGCAGCGCCGGCUCCGGCAGACGAUCAAGAAGGCGCGAGAACGGCGAGCACGGCGACCUCGGGCUCGCUGAUCGCGUCGACGACGAUUCCGAGCACAGUAACAAAUCGGAACAAGAGUCCGGUGCGGGACGCGACACCUUGGAGGCAAGACUGACCGCUACGCAGAGCAUCCUGGAGGGCAUAUCAAUGUCGGCGUCCGAACUGAGCGGCGCUCGCAAGGUCGACUCAGCUGGCGACGAGCGUGACGAACGAACGGUGCCGUCCGAGGUCUCCGAUCACGUCAAUGUGGUCUCUUUGCCGAUUGUCAGGCCGCCGUCGUCCAAGAGCUGCAGGAACGCCGCCAAGAACGGCUCGGACAGUCUCACCUUGCCGCCGAUCUCGCCGGAAGCUCCGAGGUCGACUAAGAAGAAGGACGAGCUGUCGCUGCCGAUCUUGCCGAACGGGAACCAGUCUGCCAAAAAGUCGCAGGAGCAGGAUGGCUCUAAGGACGCCGAGGAAGCCUCGACGAUGCGUGAUAUUACGAGCGACAUGGAGGACAUUGCGGUUCUCCCGGAAGACGAAGAAGAACAACUUGCGACCGCAGAUGCGAGACAGGAUCCAAUGAGUGAUCAUCAGGACUUGAUGUCGGACGCGAGGCCCGGGGAAGAAGACGAGGAUAUAGAAGAGGAAGCUCUUUGGAAAGACACUCCGCGGGAGCUCGCAGGAAAACGUAUAAGUGACGUUUCCCUCGAUCAAGAUCUCAAGGAGUAUCGAAAGUUAACGGAAGCGGAAGAGAGAAGGGCGGAGGAGGUUUACAAGGAUAGCUUAAACGUAACUCCGGAAGUAGCGGACUUACCUUUGAGACCGGAUUCGUUGGAGUCUGGUGAAGAGGAGCGGGAUAAACUGCAGGACGAGGAUGCCGAUGGUGACGUCGUGCGGAACCAAACAUUCGAUGAUCUGAAGGACAGGUUGAUCGAGAUCGAGAUGGCGGAGCGAAAUAUCGAGAAGGCCUUAGCUGGCCAACAGACUGCGACGUGUAAUGAUGAAGCGAUGAGCGAAGCGGGAAGGUCGACGAGUGUUGAGAAAAUGGAUGAAGCGAGGAAAUCGAGUGGUGAGGCAGAAAAGGUUGCCAGUGAGAUAGGAGAAUCGACAAGCGAACAAGGGACACCGAAUGAAGAGAGAAGAUCGAUGAAUGAAGAAGAAAAGGAAGAAGAAGAAUCGGUAAAUGGAGUGCAAGAAGGGAGCAGUAACACAGAGAGAUUGACGAAUGAAAGAGGAGUACUGAGUGAAGAGGGGGAAUCAUUGAACGAAGAAGAAAAAGAAGGAUCGACAAAUGAAGCGGAACCGUCCACAAUGAUAGGGAAUGAGGAACUGACUGAGGAGAAAGGAUCUGAAGCUCAAGUUGGAAUAUCGAUAAACGAAGCGGAAAGGGUGCUAAAUGGCGUUGAAGAAUUGAUGGUUAAGCGUCACAUGAAAAAUCUGGAAUCUACAAACGCACAAUAUAAGAUCAAAAAUGGUCAGACUGUCGAAGUAUCCGUUCACGGGGUGGAUGACAAGGACGACGCGACGGCGUCGAACGGUAAAAGCGUGACGGCGGGUGCGUCUUCGCAGACGACAGGCUCCGGGAACGCCACGGACGAACAACACUUGACAGUGAGUCCUCCGACGAGCGGAAACGGCAUCGGCAAGACGAAAGCGCGGAAGAGACGGGAGACCAACGAGAUACCGGCAACCACGCCGUUGUCCUUGAAGAUCCCGUUCGCCUACGUCCUCAGCGAGGGCUCUCCCUGCGAGAUCCCCGAUUCCGUGACGACCGUGAUUAUUCCGGACAGGCCGUGCCCGUCGCCUGUGAUUUCCGAGAUUGACGAUCGUCAGCCCGGAUUGACGUAUUUUCCAAUCGAACGAGCUGCUCAUGACUAUGUCGUCGAGGAUGUUUCGUCGAAGGACGAAACGCGGCAGAACGAAGGACACGCUGAAUACGAUAUGGAAGUUUUUGGCGAAUAUAUCCAUCCAGAAGUGACGGCUUUAUCAGUCGAUAUCGACUUUGUGCAUGGCGCGAGAGGUGUGAAACCAGGCCAGGACAUACUGGUCGUCCACCAAGAUUUAGAUAGGAUCAAGGAAGAGGGUGAAGAAGAGGAGGAAGACAAAGAAGACGGCGAACGAAAAGGAGAAGAGGAAAGCUGUUUGGAGAAGGACAAUGGAGACGGAGAGGCAGUUGAGACGGCAGUUGGACAGGUUGAAGAGAAGCUUGAGGAUAUCGUGGAGCAUGAAGAGGAUGAGACCAAUGCGAGGACGAUUGCCGAAAAGUUUCCUUCUUCUUGUGUUCCCGAAAGUGAAGCUUUGCCCGAAACUACUGAGAGCACCGAUUUGACGAAUGCAGGCAAAACGGACGUUGCAGGGGAGUCCAGAAGCACGUCGGAUAAUUUAUCGGAGGUGAACGGGAGUAGUCAAGAUGUCCACACGACCACCUCGAGCGAUGCGAAGGAGAGCACCGCGAGUAACCAAUCGAUCGAGAGCUCGAGUAUCGGCAGGCCGAUAGUACCGGAGCUGAACCUAGAUUCUCUUCAGGAUAACACAGUGUCAUCGUUCAAGAUGACGGCGAACGGCACAGCGACGAAGGAAAGCAACGGCAGUCCCAGGGAGAGCGACGCCACGAUGUCCUUGGUCGAGCCGUUGACUCCCGACGAGAGGUUGACGAUGGGAAAUCGGUUGAUGUUGGCUGAGCGCGAGCUGGAGUCCCCUGUCGAGGAACUGGCAUUGGGUUCACUGAACUUCCGAGCGCAGUCAGACAUGCCGGAAGCUGAUCAGCUGUACCCAGCGGAGCACGCGGAAUAUGAGCUGCUGGAGAAAGAUCUGUUGUCUUCGGAAGCUGUCUUAGAGGACGAGGCUCGGGAAGAGGAUGUCAUUGCUUCAGUUUCGCGAGAGAAGAGGGAAGCGGAGGAAUUGGACAGCGAAGAGGAGAUCGCGAGAGAAUUGAUAAGUUUCCUGAAUAACGACACACAACUCUUUGUUAGAGAAUCAGAUCGCGCUAGGAAACUCGAAGACUAUGAGAAACCUAUCAAAAGCAAUUUGGACGUAGAUGGAACUAGUCGACCGUUAUCGGACUUUGUCCAUUCUAUAUCAGUUGACCAAGCAGAGAAAGAAAAAGGCGACGUUCUUUCGGAGCAAUCCGGAAAGUUAGGUGACGAAGAUGUUUCAAAGACUGAAGCAGUUAGUGAGUUAUCAGAUCACAUAGUGGAUAGCAGUCAAGAAAACGAGGAUGAAGAUGAGGUGAUGGUAAACAAAGAAACAGAAAAUCCCGAAUUGGAAGUCGAGCAAAAAGAACACGUAGAAAACAACCAGGUCGCAUCUCUAGUAGAAUCUCAACAGGACGAAUUUUCAGCUAAAGAUAACGCGGUAACAAACGAAGAAACUGAAGAACCUAAAGAAGUCGAAGAAGAGGAACAUCUAAAAAGUAGUCAGGUCACACCUUUAGCAAAAUCUGAGCGAGAUGAGUCCUCAGUUAAAGAUAACGCGGCAAUAAACGAAGAAAGUGAAGAACCUAAAGUAGAAGUCGAAAAAAAGGAACACAUAAAAAGUAGUCAGGCCACAUCUCUAGCAGAAUCUGAGCGAGACGAGUCCUCAGUUAAAGAUAACGCGGCAAUAAACGAAGAAAGUGAAGAACCUAAAGUAGAAGUCGAAAAAAAGGAACACAUAAAAAGUAGUCAGGCCACAUCUCUAGCAGAAUCUGAGCGAGACGAGUCCUCAGUUAAAGAUAACGCGGCAAUAAACGAAGAAAGUGAAGAACCUAAAGUAGAAGUCGAAGAAGAGGAACACAUAAAAAGUAGUCAGGCCACAUCUCUAGCAGAAUCUGAGCGAGACGAGUCCUCAGUUAAAGAUAACGCGGCAAUAAACGAAGAAAGUGAAGAACCUAAAGUAGAAGUCGAAGAAAAGGAACACAUAAAAAGUAGUCAGGCCACAUCUCUAGCAGAAUUUGAGCGAGACGAGUCCUCAGUUAAAGAUAAUGCGGCAAUAAACGAAGAAAGUGAAGAACCUAAAGUAGAAGUCGAAGAAGAGGAACACAUAAAAAGUAGUCAGGCCACAUCUCUAGCAGAAUCUGAGCGAGACGAGUCUUCAGUUAAAGAUAACGUAGCAAUAAACGAAGAAAGUGAAGAACCUAAAGUAGAAGUCGAAGAAGAAGAGGAACAUAUAAAAAGUAGUCAGGUCACGCCUCUAGCAGAAUCUGAGCAGGAUGAGUCCUCAACUAAAGAUAACGCGGCAACGAACGAAGAAACUGAAGAAUCUAAAGUAGAAAUCGAGGGAAAGGAACACAUAGAAAGUAGUCAAGUCAUAUCUGUAGCAGAAUCUGAGCAAGAAUCCUCAGCUAAAGAUAACGCGGCAACAAACGAAGAAAUUGAAGAACCUGAAGUGGAAGUCGAAGAAAAGAAACACAUAGAGACUAACCAGGUCGCACCUCUAGCGGAAUUUGAACCAGACGAGCUUUUAGAAAAGAAUGGAAGUCAUGAGAUGUCCGAUGAGAAAAUUACAGAUGAGCGUGACGCUGAUAUCGCCGGCGAUCAAGAAAGUCGAGAAGACAAGCAAAUAGAUGAAAGUAUCCUAAAGAGUCAAAGCAGCGAGAGUGCGAGUAAAAUAGAAGAAUUUCAUGAAAAACAGGAGGAGGACAAGCACGAAGAGUGGAAAGAUAAGGGAAAAUCCGAAGAAGAAAAUGUGAUGGCGCAAGAAGAAUGUCAAGAAGAAGAGUUAAAUGAUGAGGGAAAACGCGAGCGAGAAGAAUCAAUAGCGAACGAAAAAGAUGAGCAGGAACACAUGGAAGUUCAGGAAACACGGGAAGAUGUGCCGAAGACAUCGACAGAAGAAAGCGAAGAUGCUGGACAGGACGAGACUCCUUUGACCGAGUCGAUUACUGAUGACACUGCCGCAAGAGACGUGACGAACGAGAAAGAAGAGACGGACGACCUCUCGGCAAAGUUGGAGAGUGUUCACGGCCCAAUAACGAGCGCAAUAUCGACGCAGGAUCAUCAUUAUGCUCGAUAUUGGACCAUGGGAACAAAGUCGUCGACCGCUGAAACGGUGAUCGCAGCUUUUGGUUCGAAUACGAGUGCGGACGAGAAGACUCUUGACGAUUCUUGGGAGAAGGACGAUUUUUACUCGGCGGUUGUGAAAAGCCAAGCUUGCGUCCGAGGAUUUUUAACGCGUCGUCGUCUGCGGAGGGAUCUUGGCUCGGACUCUGUUCCCAACGAUAUUCCGUUGACGCGGGGAACAGCUAUCGCAAGAAGUGUGUUUAUGCCGGAGGAUCGAUCGAGUUUACGUGAAGCCAGGGGCGGACGGCAUCGUCUUCGACGGGAGGAAGCUCUGCGAAAGACCACGCUCUCCUUGGAGAACGCCUUCGCCACGGGUCGACUCCAGCACACCGGCGAGUUCCACGAUUCUGUGCCGUUGCCGCUGUUCGAUAUAACGCACAGUGAAACUAAUUCGAGCGACUCGCUGGACGAGUCUCUGGCUGAGGAAGAACUAACGAAGACUGACACCGCGAAAUCCAGCACGUGUGAAACUGCAAAUAGCAAUUGUCACGACGACGAGCGUCGAGGAUAUCCUCGAAAGAGCAACGCCUUCGCCGGUCAUUCCGAAUUGCCGAUCGUGAUGCAGCUGCUGGCGGGUGCGUCCCGCAACUUCCGGAUCAACCGGAACUCCGAUCCCGAUCUGAAUCUGCGCGGCCAUGGAGCGAAACUCGUGGAACCUGCGUUGGAUAUUCUGAUGCUGGGCUACCCGAGGGAUGAAGCGACCCUUCAGAAUCGAUACCUGAAUUUCAUCACCAGCGUGGAGGAUAUAGGCUCGAACAUGGACUACCCGGAUGUCGCGACGAAUAGCGCGACCAACGCGGACGACGCUCAACCUUCCGGCGAGGCCUCAAUGCCGGGAUCACUCAGGGAGCCCUUGGCCCUUCCGGGCAGUCCUCAAGGUGUCGUGAUCGAGGAGCUGACUAGCUUGGACGAGACAGCCGGGGACGUUUCGUCGUCGAAAGCGUCGACCGCGACGAAGACCUCGCUGGAUACAAAUAGCUCGGUGCCGCCGAAGGAAUGUACCCUCGAGGACAAGAACAACUCAGAAGCGUCGCCGAGGACUAAUCCAGCUGACAAGGAUACUAUAAUCAGUGACCAGAAGAGUACGACGGAAGAAGUCGGGGAAUCGGGUGACAAGUCAGCCGUCGACCGCAACUCCCCAAAGAUCGGUUUGCACGCCGAGGAUACGAGCGGAAGCUCUAGUGCGAUCUUCCAUGACAGCAAUGGCCACGAAGGGGAAGAUGGAAAGACGUGAAUUGUUGAGGAAUCGGCGGAGUGAGUCGGAACAAGGAUUGUGGCCUGUGUGAUCGGUCGAUUAGUUCCUUCGAUUAUAUAUAUAUAAUCACAUACACACACACACACACACACACACACACAUACACACACACAGAGGGAUCAUUCAACAAUUACGUUCACAAAAGGAAGGGAGUGUCGAUUAGUUUGCAUGAUGUGAUGGGGAGAAGGAAGGUGAAGUUUAUGAAAUGUCACAAAAUAUUUCGUAUCUAAAUUUUUAUAUCUAAAAACUAUUAUAUCGUAUCAAAAUAAUUUAAUUCUGUGUUAAUCAGAAUUAUAUAAUCAAAAUAUUAAUUUUACAAUAUGUGUAUUUCUUUUUAAAACACAACUUUUACUAAUCGAAAUUGUAAAGAGUAAUUAGUUCGAUAUCAUGCCUAAAAAUUAUUUGUAUUUUAAAAAAAGAUAGGAACAUGGAGCCCAUCUUUACUAUCUUUUAUUAAUAAUUAUAUUAUUUCUAUUAAUACAAUUUACAAGAUUAUUAAUUUUAUUAAUAAAUUAAUAAUUUUAAUAAUUAAUUUUAUUAAUAAAAUUAUAUUCAUAACAUUACUCACAAUAUAGUUAUAAACUUAUUUUUCUUGUUCUAUGUGAAAUGGAUAAUUUUAUAUGUCAUAUAAUAUCAGGAAAAUUCAAAUAGUUUGUGAGAAAAUAUCACAAAGAGGCGAGAGGGAUAAAACAUAUUCAAAUUUCGCGUGACGUAAUUGUUAAAUGGCCCUUUAGGAUUGUUGCUUGUACGCGUACUGCGAUACUAUUUGUUCGAGGCGUCACUGUCAUUUUGCAGCACUUAUAGUUUUAGCUUAAGCUAAUAAGUCCAUAAAGGACAUAAAGAAACACAGGUUGUUUCAUAUAGAUUUUGAUUUCUAGGAUUUACAAUUUCUAGAUUUUGACUUCUAGGAUCUAGAGGCCGGGAACCAUACAUUUUUCUUACCGUCAAAAAACAUUCUAAUGAUAGGAAAAUAAACUGGUUAAUUUUCUUACUGCUGAAGAGUUUUACCGCUUACAUUUUGCAACGCACUUCCGGCCUGCUUUAAUUUUAAAGCAUUAAUCAGACGACACGAACAGAUUAACUCUCAGGAAUAGUUUGAAGUGUGUACACGUACGCGACACGACGUUAGUUACUAAUAAACAUAUAAGCACUAUCGUGUUCGUCGAUAUAUGAAUAUCUGGAUAGAGCAUUCGACUAGACACGACCUUCUAAUUAACGCUAAGGGGGAAGUUCCGUUUUUUUGCGAUUUCUUCGGGAACAUUCGCGCUGCAACCGUGACACUUGCAAUGAACUAAAGUAGCAUUUUUUAAAAUAAUAUUUGUCACGUUAAUAUAUUGUAUAAAAUCAACGUAAUUACUUGCAAAAUAGUAGAGGAAUUUCUUGUUCAGUUUGAGCCAAUCUACACGUACACAAAAGUUUGAUACGUUAUCAUCAGAGAGACACCCUGUAUAUAAAAAAUAGAGAGUGCCUUGUGAGAAUGGUUUUCUCAAAUAGACCGUGACAUCUCCCGAACGUGUUAAUUAACGGUACACACUUCGUCCAGACAUUCAUGCAUCGAUGACCGUAUUAUACGAAACGUACAUAUCAUAUGAAAGAAAAGGAUGCAACGACCUCUAGAUUCGUAACUGUGCGACACACUAUCAAUGAACGAUUUCUUCCUGCUUUUGCCACUUACGCAGCGCGGAGAUGUAUCUUUGUACACGCAAGAUACAAUAAAUUGCAUGU
Odontomachus brunneus is the source of this 9786-nucleotide messenger RNA. RefSeq names its product A-kinase anchor protein 12-like. NCBI's taxonomy places the organism in Eukaryota, Metazoa, Arthropoda, Insecta, Hymenoptera, Formicidae. The transcript is spliced from 6 exons. The record is from RefSeq and is a predicted model, not a curated record. Bases 367 to 8040 code for a protein of 2557 amino acids. Gene Ontology annotation, molecular function: protein binding.